UUGUUUCAAGUGACCAUAUUUGAUGAAGCGAAUGCAACGUCUUUGUCUUUCUUAGUCAAAACAUCUAAUUCAAAUGCAAAGAGUCUGCCGUAUAAAAAUAGUGAAUUGAAUUGCUGAAAACACACCCAAGAAUUUGCGAAAUCAAACUGCGUGGAGAGGAUGACGAGAAUGUUUUCUUUUGUUUUUACAGUUAUCGUGGCGCUUAUUUGUGCAAGCCCCAGAAGUUCUCAGGCGAGGACAGAGGGGCUUGUCAAUGUGGACAUAACAGUCAGCACAAGUAAGCUGAAGGAAACCAGACAAUUCUACACAAAAUACUUGAAGUUCAAAGUAGUAAAGGAAACCCCUGGAUUUCUUUCUCUAUCACCCGGACCAGGAAUAGCUUUUCUUGAUUUCGUCGUGGAGGGUGCAGAGCAUUCAUGUGCCAGACCACAGUUGGCCAAGGAAUUCGCGGGAAAAGGCAUGUUCCUCACAUACAACUUUGGAGACGUGGAUGCUGCUUGUGAAGAGUUUAACAAGUCCGGCUAUCCAAUGGCCAUGCCAAUCAAAACUGAACCCUGGUUUGAACGUCACUGUUACGUCAUAGAUCCAAAUGGAAUACCGCUGAAUCUGGCGCACUGGAACGAAACUCCAGCUGAGCCAAAGGGUGCUAGCAGCAUGGUAUUUUAUUACACCUCUCAUGAUUUACAAGAACUACAAACUUGGUACAGCAAACACUUGAACAUGACAGUGGAGAGAGGGGUGGACUGGGUUGGCUGGGUGUUAACGAUGACCGCUGCUAAUGGCACCGUGGAGUUUCGUCCUUUCCAACCUCGGAACAUAACUUAUAACCCAGCGUCUUUGAUCCCUCAUCUGCUGGAAGAGUUUGACGGACAUGGUCUGUCAUACACUUUUAACUUCAACACCUCGAGUGAAAUUGAUAGGUAA
Molecule: messenger RNA, 924 nt
Organism: Orbicella faveolata
Lineage: Eukaryota; Metazoa; Cnidaria; Anthozoa; Scleractinia; Merulinidae
Source: RefSeq, a predicted model, not a curated record